Messenger RNA from Lodderomyces beijingensis, 912 nucleotides. The record is from the annotation of a GenBank genome assembly. NCBI's taxonomy places the organism in Eukaryota, Fungi, Ascomycota, Pichiomycetes, Serinales, Debaryomycetaceae.
AUGCAGCACCCAAGCGUACUAAACCACCUCACAGACUCCAGUGUGGUUAUAUUCACAGUGAAAAUCAAUCGUGACCUUGAAUGUUUUCUCCAAGACGACUACAACUUCGAAACGACACUCCGACUACUAAAUGACCUCCCCGCGCAGGCCAAGAUCCAAUCCCUCGCGUCACCACCAUGCAAGAUCAAGGCAUUGGUGACUCAUCUCUUCACGCGAUACGUGCUCAAUUUCCUUCUCCAAAACCCCCAUUUCCAAGAGAUUGUGUACCGAUACACCGAGUACGGCAAGCCGAUGAUUGCAGGACUUGAAUUCAAUUCAAGCUCCUCGAACGACAUCGUCGCUGUCGCCGUCACCAAACGUCAUCCCAUCGGGGUGGAUUUAUCGCAUCGGUAUCAGAAUGUGAGCGAUGUCAACUACAUGGACCAAUUCAGGCCAAUUUUUCACGACGAUGAAAGCGUGGGGUCGUAUUUCCAGUUUAAUCUACUCUGGACUUUGAAAGAGGCGUUUACGAAGUUGUUGGGGUGUGGGUUGAAUGUUGACUUGUCGCAUUUUUGUUUUAGUGGGAUGGAAAGUUUCACCGAGGAGGAAUACAGCGGAGGCAUCAGCGAUGGCAUCAGCGGGGAAAGAAAUCUCGAGGUGGUACUGGAUUGUGAAUGGGAUAGAAUCGAUUUAAAUUGGUGCGAUGCGAUAUCUAUCAACGCCGAUAGACUCUUCCAUGACCAUAGCAAAUACGUUGAGAAUUGGAAGAAUGAGUUUUAUUGCUACAGCUCGGUUCUUGAGCCUGGUAGUGGUGAAGAAGCAACACCGACACCGUCGCUUCCUGUUAUCAUGUCCGUCAUUACACCAUUCAAAGUUGGCGAGCUAAUCUGCUACGAGGUAAACAUGUUGAAAAUAUUGAGUCAAUACGUGUAA